Molecule: messenger RNA, 4673 nt
Organism: Malurus melanocephalus (red-backed fairy wren)
Lineage: Eukaryota; Metazoa; Chordata; Aves; Passeriformes; Maluridae
Gene: WNT7B
Product: Wnt family member 7B
Exons: 4
Coding region: 646-1695 (349 amino acids)
Biological process (GO): cell fate commitment; multicellular organism development; positive regulation of JNK cascade
Cellular component (GO): extracellular region
Molecular function (GO): frizzled binding; cytokine activity
Source: RefSeq, a predicted model, not a curated record
GAAAUGAAAAAAUGCUUCGGUUUGAGAGAGGACGAGUCCUUUAUUUCCCGUAUUGGAUACGUUUCAUGUGUUUUCCGCAACACUCCGGCUUAAGGACAUGCCUUUUGAAACACAAACACACGCACAACUCGCACACGCACACACAGAUAAGAUAUGUAUUAGAUCCUGACACAUACGGGGAGGGGGGAAGAGCGGGAGAGAGAGAGAGAGAGAGCGAGAGAGAGAGAGAGAGAGAGAGAGAGAGAGAGGAGAGAUCCUCCUACCUGGAGCCAUAGAUUGCAAGAUACGUAGUGUUACCUGGGGAAGUCAGAACAAGUAAAAACAGAUUGAACUUCAGGGCUCUAUGAGGCAGUUGAUCAAGAUCAGUGCUUGCUCAUUCUCUCCCGCAGACUGUCUGUCUUGAGUUUUUGUUUUACUGUUUUGAGCAGCCCUUUCUAUUUUUUCUUCCUCUUUAGCUUUAAUAUCGGAGCCGGUUUCGGUCACCAUGGCUCUGGGAAGAGCUGCCUAUCUGCGCGGACUUGACUUUUCACAGCUCGGCCGGCUUUGCUCCUGGGUAGCUUCAGCAAUGCUCUUGACUGGGAUUUAAUCGACAAGAUCAGUUCGGCUUUUUGUGCAAUUUUUAUGGCUCAGUCCAUCUUCUAGAUCAUGCACAGAAACUUUCGGAAGUGGAUUUUCUACGUGUUUCUAUGCUUUGGAGUCAUCUAUGUCAAAUUAGGAGCUUUGUCAUCCGUGGUGGCUUUAGGAGCUAACAUCAUCUGCAACAAAAUCCCAGGGCUGGCGCCUCGGCAGCGAGCGAUCUGCCAGAGCCGCCCCGAUGCCAUCAUCGUGAUCGGGGAAGGGGCGCAGAUGGGGAUCAAUGAGUGCCAGUACCAGUUCCGCUACGGGAGGUGGAACUGCUCUGCCCUGGGAGAGAAAACGGUCUUUGGACAAGAGCUUCGAGUAGGAAGCAGGGAAGCCGCGUUCACCUAUGCCAUUACUGCAGCCGGGGUCGCGCACGCUGUCACGGCCGCCUGCAGCCAGGGCAACCUCAGCAAUUGUGGCUGUGACCGAGAGAAACAGGGCUACUACAACCAGGAGGAGGGCUGGAAGUGGGGAGGCUGCUCCGCGGAUAUCAGAUACGGCAUUGAGUUCUCCCGGAGGUUUGUUGAUGCCCGAGAAAUCAAAAAGAAUGCCCGGAGGCUGAUGAACUUGCACAACAAUGAGGCUGGAAGAAAGGUUCUCGAGGAGAGGAUGAAACUGGAGUGCAAAUGCCAYGGAGUUUCRGGCUCCUGYACCACCAAGACCUGCUGGACCACGCUCCCCAAAUUCAGAGAGAUCGGAUAUAUUUUGAAAGAGAAAUACAACGCGGCGGUGCAGGUGGAGGUGGUGCGGGCCAGCCGGCUGAGGCAGCCCACCUUCCUGAAGAUCAAACAGAUCAAGAGCUACCAGAAACCCAUGGAAACGGAUUUAGUGUACAUCGAGAAAUCACCCAACUACUGCGAGGAGGACGCUUCCACGGGGAGCGUGGGCACCCAGGGCCGGCUGUGCAACCGCACGUCGCCCAACGCGGACGGCUGCGACAUGAUGUGCUGCGGCCGGGGCUACAACACGCACCAGUACACCAAGGUGUGGCAGUGCAACUGCAAAUUCCACUGGUGCUGCUUCGUCAAGUGCAACACGUGCAGCGAGAGGACAGAGGUGUUCACCUGCAAAUAACGGCCRGGAGGGCGGAGUGCGAGCACAGCGACAGCAUCGUUUUGCACAUCUGAUCCUCYCGGGGGAAGAACCCCGGCCGACACCACAACAACCACUCCCUCCCCACCACUACUACSCUCCUAAGGAUGGUGCAUUUUGGCUGGCUGGCUGUUGUAACUGCUUUGGAAACGAGGGCAACAGGAUUAAGGUGAUGUUGACAACCACAUCAAACUUUCUCUUUGUCUCUCUUUUCUUUUUUUUUAAUUUUUUUUUUUAUUUUUUUUUUAAACAACCUACAAUCUGURGAGUUGUCUUACUGUUUUAAGUUAUACCUACCAGAGAAGCUGAUUGCAUCGCAGCUCCCGUGACGUUUGAAAGAAAAAGACACUUUCUCUUCUUUUACAGCAACAAAACUGUCUAGCCCUGUGCAAACAAAGACUUUUUUUAAGGAAAUGAAAUCUUCACUGACUAGAAUAUAGCAUUCUUGCUGCAAAACCCAAAAUUUCUAAGAAAGCAGGUAGAGAGAAAACAACUGGUAGGGAGCAAAACCUAUGGCAGAAACACUCCACUAUCAGUUUGGAAAAAAACCCCGACAAACAUUCAGAAAAUUACAUCAGCUGCCAGUGACACUGGAACUCUUUGAAUGAACAUUAAAAAUAAUUAUUUAUGUUUUUAAUAGUAUCAAAAAAUUCUAAGCACUAACGGGUAGCUAUGUCUUAAUUCUGUACUAAAUGUAAACUUAUUGGAACUCUGACUUUAUGACUUUUGUAUUUGGUUCUCCCUAAGUUCUUCAAUGCUACUGAUUUGUUGUCACUCCACUAUUAGAGAGUUCAAUUACUGUAGACCUUAAGGAAUCGCCAGAAAUGAGCGAAAACGCCACACAAAACUGCGGUCACCAAUGUUUGAUAUUGACUGUUCCCGCUUGCCUCCUGAAUGACUUUUUUUUUACACUCAGGCCUGAGGUGUGGAGCACCUGCUCUCAGCUCCUYGUAGGGAGUUUUAGGAUACAAAGAUGUGCUUCGACAAAUGUCAAAGGUUUUGCUUUGCCAUCAAAUGCACUGGCAGGAUCUUCCAGGCAUUGUGUUUUCCCUUUCAUGGUUAAAAGUUAAUAUAUCCAAGAGUUUUAAAUAACUUAUGCCCAGAAUGCACUCAGAAGUCAAUAAAAGUGUGGCAGCUCUGAGCUGCYGUGGCUUCACAAGCAUAAGAAAGCUAAAAUUUGGGUUAGCCCAUGUCAUCGUUAUUUUAAGGUUGGCAAUAAUGCACCCCCUUGUUAUGUAAGCACAUGAAUGUUAAAAGAAAGAAUCUUACUUCUUAAUAGCACUCAAUCCUAAUUCCCACACCUUUUUCCCUACGAGGGGUUUUUAAAGCAGCCUCAGAUAUUUUACUGCUGUAAAAUUUAGUGUUUUAACCCCAAGAGCCCAGGUGUGCCCACUUACAACACAGCCCAUCCAACCACAUCACCGUUUGCUUCUCCCRAGGGUCCCACCCGACUUUCUGAAAGUGUGGAUUAAAAAUUUCCUCACAUCUGUAUAUUUUUUAGCUUUUGUUCCAUUUCAUUGCUGUAACUGAGGGGUGCAGAGCCACGAGCCCUCCCCACAUGGCACAGAAUCUCUCAUUCAUCCCCGUGGUGCUCUUGGGGCCGGGGGCUGGCGGGCCCAGUGCUGGAGAUGUGACUGAGCCAGAAUUACCUCUGCAAUUUGCAGCCCCACAUCAUCAAAAACAACARAUGACCUGGGGAUCUUCAUCUGAACGCUCAUGAGGACCUGCCCUUUCUGACCCAAGCACUUAUCCUUGAAAAUCAGGCCCCUUUGACAGCUCCCCCAAUUGCAGAGCAAUGCAAAAUUGCUUAUUUUUCUCUAUAUUGCUGUUGUUUCCUAAAUGCCACUUCACAGAAGUCAGCAGGGACCCCCAAAAUACCAGAUUGACUCCAUAUAGUUGAAAGUCCCUUGGAUUCAUGGGUAUUGUUGUUGAAUAAUAGUGAUAAUACUGUUCUUUCACCACAUUCUGGACAGGAAGCAAAUAAAGCUCCCAAACACAGGAAUGCACAGUCUUAUGGUACUAGAUGCUGUAAAUAUGUUAGAAUAGUAUUUGUUAAGUACAAUUGAGGAAUCCAAUUAAGUUAUAUUAUUGUAUAUCGUUUAAAUGUCUAUAGAGUAUUUUAAAUUAUUGCGAACUACACUGCGUUGAAAAAAGAAAAAAAGAAAAAAAGGUUAUAUAUUAUAACACCAGCCACUCUGAAAAGUGGACCAAAGUGACACUUUCUCUCUUUCCUAUCCACACCCCUAUUUGAAAUAGCUCUUUCUGCUAUUUUAAGACCACUGUAACAGUCCCAGGACUGGGUUAGCAGUCUAGAAUGUAACGUUUCAGAGCAUCCCACUAAAGCUUUGCUCAUGUGGAGGUGCAGCAUCCCAAAAGCUGCUGCAUGGCACAAAGCAGGGGCUGGCAUUGGGAAUGCUUGGACUUUGAAAUAGAAAACACCGUUACCACUAAUGUACUGAAACACCCCCCAAAACGAYGACUUUUAACAAAGGUGUCUGUGAAUGGAAGUGGGUUACACACAAUUUUUAUUUUUAAAAAUGUAGUUUGAUGUCAAAGACCUGUGAUGAUAGAGGUUGGAACACGACCAGCAACAUGUGAUUUAACCAUACCUUAGCCAYGACAAAACUCAAAAUACUUUAUGUYAUUAAAGAACUGAAGAGCAAAGAUCAAUUUGUUUACUAUGUUAAUGUUUUAUGGCAAGCAGAAAACAAAAAUUGAAAUGUGUUUCCAUUAAAACUUAAUUUUUCCCCUUCUAGCUCCUUUUCCUUUURUUUGUUCUUUGUUUAGGAGAAAAAAAAAUUGCAACAAGGUCUUAUGCAAAGGCCAUUUUUGUACAGAUGAGAAAUGAUAGRCAAAUUCCAAGUCCUAAGCAGUUUUUGAAUUUUGGGAAAAGCAGAAAUGAACAUGACUCUGUAUGGUAUCAGUCUCAAACCAUCUGCCUACACCAGGGCUACAGAGAA